This is a messenger RNA of Symbiodinium sp. CCMP2456, 2870 nucleotides long. NCBI's taxonomy places the organism in Eukaryota, Dinophyceae, Suessiales, Symbiodiniaceae. The record is from the annotation of a GenBank genome assembly.
GUCAAGCUCAUGGUGCUGACGCUCGAACAACUGCGAGCAGGACCUGUCUGCCUUGCGGAUGAGACGAGCCCCUGUGAUGACAGCAUACCCAGGCUCCCCGAGCUCGGCUACUGGAUCUUUCCUGGACCUUCCGGGGCAGGCACAACCUUGGCCGCGGUCCUAGUGGGUGAUGUGCCUCUCAGUUCUGUGCCUCAGCAUUGCUUGCACACUGAGCUGUGGUCUACCGACCGCCCACACCAUCUGCGCACUACCCUGUCGCGAGUUUUCUCUCAAGCCCUCAGGGUUGUUACUGGGCUCCGUGCAGGUGGCCUUGCCUGUCUCCUGUCGGCUCCUACCCGAAGCCAUCACACCGACGCAGCGGCGAUGGCAGCAGAUCUGGUAGAGGUGGAGGUUGAAGUCGAGGUUGAGCCUGAGAUGCCCAAAGAGCCAGUGGAGCCACCAACUCCACCUCCCUCGUGGUGUUCCCAGCUGUCUCCGGGCACGGAGGUGGAGAUUACGGGAGGCUACCGGUCCCGUCUGCACGGCUGCCGAGCGGUCGUUCUUCCGAACCUCGAUGCUGACGAUCAGACUCGGAACAUCCGCCUUCUGGAUGGCUCUUUCCCUGAGACCAAGAGGACGCUCACCAUGGCAGUGCAGCACCUUCGUCCGCUGGGCGGGGCACCAUGUGCAGAGGACGACGGCAUGGAGCCGUCACUGCGCUGGAGGCUUCGCCCUCCUCCCCUCACUAUCUACAGCGCUCGUUUUCUGGGCUGGGUCGACUACGAGGCAAUGGUUCCACCAGCUGCGCCGAAGCGUACCAAGACGGGUGAGCUUGUCACUCCGGCCCUUCGGAUGGAGCUACCAGCUCCCUGGACGGCCCAUCGGGAUCCGCCGACCGGCAAGAAGUUCUACUACAAUCCUGCUACCAAGGAAGCCACCGCUAUCUGGCGCGCCACCGUGGUGCCUAAACUCGUCUAUGGAUUGGCUGCCUCGAGCCCAGAUCUGCGUGACAUCCAGCGCAUGCAGCACCUGCUCACCAGGCACAUCCGGGCCAUUACUCGCCAAUUUGCUCACCUUAGCAAAGUCUCCACGCAGGACCUGUACAUGCGCUAUCGCAUUCCUACCCUCCUCGAAGUUCUGCACAAGGAGGCGCAUCAGCUGCACAUGCAGCUGCAAAACAAUACUCGCUACGGAAGUACUGUAGAUGACCUGCACUUAUGCACCAUACGGGAAUUUGCGGCCAAACUUCAGGUGUGGAAAGCUCAGCAGUGGGACACCUCGCCUGCAUCGGCUCCCUACCCAGUUGAUGCUGAAGCCCCCUUUCUCUGCUACAAAUGUGGCUGUGCCUACAGCACCUACAGGCUGCUGCGAGUGCACGAGUCCAAGGUGUACCGACUUGUCGUCUAUGUGGUCACGUCUUUCGACAGUGGGACAAUCUCAAGCAGCACAUCAAAAGGAGUAGGAGGGCUGGCUACCUCCGUCGAGCCACCGGCCGUCGUCGCCACUAGCUCACCCGGCGAUGGUUUGGACGAGGACAAUGCGGCGUCUACCUCUCAGCUUGCCUCCCACAUUGUGCCUGACCCCCAUGUACCUCUGAUACGUCGACCGGAGGUCCUGCAAAAACUACAGGCACAUCAGUGGGUCGACCUGGCAAGUGAUGCUGUUGUCCAGAAAUACUUGCUUCAUCACUGCCCGGUCUGCUUUCAGCGGUGUGCUGAUGCGGUGGGACUCAAGCAUCAUCUGGCUCAUGCGCACGCCUCCUGGCUCGAGACAAAGGCCGAGGCUCAACAUCCGCUUAAGGCAUUCCGGAGGGCGAUUGUCUUGCCGUGUAGGCCUGGCAUGAGUCCUUUUUCCCUCGAGCAGAUGGAUCUCAGCCAAGAGGAGGCUCUCUUUUUCGGACAGAGCGACAAUCCGGCAGCCCCGCCGCCUUCCAAGCGGCCGCGGCCCGAACACAGCCCGGGCUCUUCGAUGCCACAGACGACCAAGGGCAAAGGCAAAGGGAAGAAAGGGAAAGGAAAAGGCAAGCCUCAGCCGCUUCCACCGACGUGGGACUACACCAAUGGUUCCGAAAGCUGGGACAGCCCGUGGCCCCAGACGAGGGGGUCCUCUCAGCAUCAGCAUCAUCCCGAUGCAACGGACUAUUGCUACCACCACAUGCAGAACCUCACCAAGCUUGUGCUGCAGCAGGAACAGAUGAUUGCGUCCCUUCGUCAGGAUGUGGUCCUUUACCUGUUUGUCAAGACAGGCCAGGGCAGCAUUGUUCCCCUGCUGCACCAGACAGCGGAGCAGUGGCGCCACAUGAAGGAGUCCAGCCCGGAGACUCUCACCUACUCGCUGAAGAUCGCGAUGUUCAAGAAGCUGCUGAUCGAGCUCCACGGCCGCCUGGCAACGGUUGCCAAAACUCAGGCAGAGUUGGACAAGGCGAAGCAGCUGAACUGGGUGGACGAGCGCGGACACUGGAGGGUUCUCAAAUGGAACCCUCUGAAGAGCGAGCUCCAGGUCGACGACAGCAGGCCCACGGUGCCUACGGAGGACCUGCUCAGGCAAACGGUGGAGCUACGGAAGGGUGUCAUAGAGGAGGCCCUCCAUCGGUUCAGGAGUCACAAAAGGAUGACGGAGAAUCCCACGGCCGAGUGGGUACAGUUCCGGAUGGAAAUUUCCCUGCGUCCCCUGGGCGACCCCAUCUGGCACACCCUCCAGGGUUGGGUGGGGCAGGCGGCGUGGCAUCUCUUGGGAUGCCGUUUGAGACGAGAGAGGCCGCAGUACAACGGCCUGGCCGAUCUGGUGCGUCAGGGUCAUGCAGCUCAUGCCGUGGAGACUUCUCCUUGGGCAAUGGGCUCAACCAAGCGGCAACAUGACAUCUGUGAGUUCCUGCACUACCUGAUUCCAAG